AUGUCUGUCGAUCUGGGAACGCGUCUCCAUGUAUACCGGUGGCUGGACAACCUUCACGCUCGCGAAACAUCAAACGCAGACCAGUUGGAGUCUCUGCCAGUCAUCGAGACGAAGAAAAAAUGGGCGAAGAAAACAAAACCGGGCAUAUCGACCUUUGGCGAGAAGCCUACGCGUGUUGGGCCGGAUCAUUUGGAAGAGCUGUUCGAGAAGGCCCGGAAAGUUGUUCCGGAACAUGAGGCCGAAAGAACCCCCUUGUUUCUGCUUGCUACAGCUGGCAUGCGCCUACUUCCCAAACACCAGCAAGAUGUUCUAUUGACAGAAGUGUGUGCCUACGCCAGAUCAAAGACUAAGUUCUCGGUUCCAGACUGUGAUAUCCACAUUAGAAUCAUACCUGGCGAGGUGGAAGGAUUGUACGGAUGGAUAGCAGCUAAUUACUUAUUGGGAGGCUUCGAUCACCCCAAGAUGCACGAUGGGGAACACGACCAUCCUACCUUCGGGUUCCUCGAUAUGGGCGGUGCUUCUGCUCAGAUCGCAUUUGCUCCGAACGCCACGGAGUCUGAGCGUCACGCAGACGACCUCAAAUUGUUGCGCCUGAGGACUGUCGACGGAACACCUGCAGAAUAUCGAGUAUUUUCCACCACCUGGCUGAGAUUUGGUGUCAAUGAAGCAAGAGUGCGGUAUGUGGAUGGGUUAAGGAAGGGUGAUGAGUUCAGGCAUUCCAAAGAGCUUCUCGAUCCUUGCCUUCCACGGGGACUGAAGAUUACGCCCAAGGGUGAUGUAUUUCUACCCGACGAGAAGACCGUUGAUGGAAAGACGCCCAUCCUCCUAGGCGUUGGGAAAUUCGACGAGUGCUUGAAGAGUACUCAACCUUUGUUAGAAAAGGACCAUAUCUGUGAAGACGAUCCUUGUCUAGUUUCUGGUGUUCAUGUACCCGCCAUCGAUUUUGACGUCAAUCAUUUCGUAGGUGUGAGCGAGUAUUGGCACAUUACACACGAAAUCUUUCAAGUUGGUGAAAAGGACAAGUCGUACGACUUCAACUCUUACCAACAGCGUGUGAGCAAUUUUUGCAAUCAAGAAUGGGAGAAGAUCGAAGAAGGCAUAAAGCAACACGAAUGGGGCGAGAAGGUGGAUGAAAAGACAGUGGUAGAAGUCUGCUUCAAAGCCAGCUGGCUUAUCAACGUUCUACAUGAGGGCAUCGGCAUUCCAAGAGUAGGCGUAGAGGAUACGCCGGACGCUUCGCGCAACGGCACAUCCAAGCUGAUUGAUAGUGCCAAAGAUAAAGGCUUUACGCCGCCGUUUAGGCCUAUCAACAAAAUCGAGGACGUGGAGGUCAGCUGGACUCUGGGUAAAGUAGUUCUCUAUGCCUCGAGUCAGGUACCACCCACAGGCAAAGAUGCGCUUCCCGUUGGCUUUGGUAGCAAUAAGGCAGGCGUGCCCCCAGAUUUCAUGUUUCCCAGCAUGCAGCAAGGCAUUCCCACUUCAACCUCUGCCACAAAUUCUACUCACAUGCCAGAUCAGCCAGCGCCCGAAGAUAACUCCUACCGACCUAGUGCUAUACUUCGUAGUGGCAGAUCGCGUCGUAUACCUGGCAUAUUACUUUUCCUACUUAUCCUUUGUUUUGCUAUAUACCUUCUACUAGGCCGCUACCGACGAAGUCGACACCAUCCUGCUGUCUCCUUGCCUAAAAGCCCUCAUAUGCGCGGCUUUCGGCGUCGAGCUUUCCUGGCGAAAAAAUUACCAAGUCUUUUCUGGUCCUCUUCGAGCCAAGGUAGUUACCAACGGGUCGACCUAGAAGAUGGCAGCGGUCUUACGGCACCAGAGGACUUUGAGCUCGGAGGCUAUGUCGAUGAGGAAGGCUCUUCUGACUCUAGUAGUCGAAGUACGCAAAAAGGGGCCAAAUCAAGUGGAUGGGCCAGCCCCACCAGAAAUAGGACUACUCUUCCUUCCAGUACCGGAGGAUCAGCCGGCCUUGAAAGCCUUGGGAACGGCCAUGGCCUAGGUAUUGGUAUAGAAGGAAGCAGGGAGCGACUGGGCGAAGGGCGAAGGAGUAGGAAAGCAAGUCCCACUAGAUCAAGCUCGUCCAGGUUGUCGAAACUCGUCGAUGAUUGA
Molecule: messenger RNA, 2109 nt
Organism: Bacidia gigantensis
Lineage: Eukaryota; Fungi; Ascomycota; Lecanoromycetes; Lecanorales; Ramalinaceae
Exons: 2
Coding region: 1-2109 (702 amino acids)
Biological process (GO): nucleoside diphosphate catabolic process
Cellular component (GO): membrane
Molecular function (GO): nucleoside diphosphate phosphatase activity
Source: RefSeq, a predicted model, not a curated record